AUGUAAAAGUUAUAAAAAUUUGAUUUCUUUUCAUAGUAAUUUGCUUUUCUCGUUGGACCGCAAAAGAAAAAGAAAACUACUGAGGGAGGCUUGUACACCAUUAUUGCAUUUAGCUUGUCUCUAGGCUAUCUCAUUUAUCUCAUUGUUUUCUUUUUUGAUAACAAAUUUCUGCCUAAAAUUACAUCCAAAAUAAAAAAUCAAACAAGUUAUUAAGAUAUUUAGCUAAACAAAAGUCUUUUCGGAUUUACUUAUAGCAGUGAUGGAAAAACUUUAUAGUAAUUAUAACAAUCAACAGGAAAGUAGUUUCUCAUUUUUAAAGCUUAGUACUCCUCUUUAAGUUUGUAAUCAUAAAACACUUUUGAUCUUCCUAUCGCAGAAUGUAUUGAUUAAAACUUCCAAGGUUACUUAUGCCUUGACUAUAGUAACAUGCCUGAUACCCAGAAAGCUUUAUUUGUUGAUCCGGCAACAUAAGCAAUAUCACGAUAUUAGUUAACAGUUUAGCCUUGUACAGGAUUACCUACAUGUGCAAGCCCUGCUGAUAUCUAAAAUUAUAUAAUUGACAGUGGUUUCUAAUUUUAUUUGAAAGUAAGAAUUGUUUAGUACAAUGAGUAAUCUUAAUAAUAUGAAGAAGGAUAUAUAAUAGAUUUAAUUUAAUUUGAUGAUAACUUGGCUUUACAAAAUUAAUACUAACUAACCCAAUCAAUAACAACUCUAAAUCAAGGUUUUCUUUUUUAAACUACAUCUGUUUCUAAGUUUAUCUCUGGUUAUUAAAAAUCUUCAGCAUACUAUUCUUCUGCUAAUAAUUUACUUCAAAAGGCAGGAUUUACUGGGUAUGCUUAAUUUUAAUUCUUUCUAUAACAAAACUAAGAUAUAGAUUUCAUAUAAUAUCCUCUUAUUACAGAAGUUUUAGCUCAAUUCAUGCCUGUAGUUAAUAUAUUAUUUACGAUUGGUAUUUGUACUAGAUUGUUUUCAGAAUCAAAAAUUGUCGAAAAUUUAAAUACGCUAUAUUUGAAAGAAUAUUACAGGAGUACUGCCCUUAAAUUAUUAUCGUAUGAAAAAAAAGAUGAUGAGUUAAAAAUUUAUAAUAACGAAAAUCAAAAUAAGAUAAAUGAUCAAAAUUAAAUUAGCGAAAAGUGUGAUUAAAACGCACUUUGUAUUGUUAAUUAAAACAUUGAAACAAAACAAGAUACCAGAAAUCAAUUAACAGCUGAAUAAAUUAUUGGUUUGUAAAAAUAGAUUGAUGAAAACGAAUUUCAAAAUAAAGAAAAGUCUAAGUUUUAAUCAAAUUUUUUCCAAUUCUAUAAGUAAUAUUUCUUUGGAAAUAUAAUAAAAUAAACUUCUCAAAGCGAUUAACUCUAUCAAAAGAUGUGUAACUUCACAAAAAAAUCCAUUGAUAUUUUCUCAUUAUAUAAGAAUAUGAUGAAGGUAAACAUGGCAAUUAAAAUGCUUAUGACUAAAGAAUAGUAUGCCGCUUUGUAAUUCUGUGGAUGUGAAAUGAACUUAGACAAAAUAAAUUUUGAAAAAAGCUCUACUUCCACUAUUAACAAUAAUUAAAAUUUAAAUAAUAAAAACUAAGAAAUUUCAGAUAAAUAACACAACAUAAAAAGUUAAAAUGCUUAAGUAGCUGUAUAUCCUGUUUAAGUAUAAGACAUAGAGGAGGGUAUAAAUAAUAAAAAGGUAAAUUAGAAUUAAGAAGAGAGUUUAACCUAAAUGGCUCUUUAUGAAAAAGAUUUACCUGAAAUGAAUAAUAGAUAUGUUAAAUAAAAAUAAAAAAAUAAAGAAAAUUAGCAGUCUUUAAAAAAUAAUGAUAAUUAAUAAAUCAAUAGUGAAAUGCCAACAUUAACAACUUUAAAUCAAAUGAAUAAUCAUCUCCAAUAAUAAGAAGAAAUUCUUACUAAUUAAAAUAUGCAGCAUCUAUAUCUAAAGAAGUUUAUCGAUAAAAUCAAUAAUAAUUAAGAAUUAACUCAAUUAGAUUUAAAUAUCUAUUCAUCCCUAAUAGGAAUUGAGUCAAAAAUAAGCUGA
Messenger RNA from Tetrahymena thermophila SB210, 2022 nucleotides. Its product is annotated as transmembrane protein, putative. NCBI's taxonomy places the organism in Eukaryota, Ciliophora, Oligohymenophorea, Hymenostomatida, Tetrahymenidae. The record is from RefSeq and is a predicted model, not a curated record. The transcript has a single exon.